AUGGUCACUUGCGUAAAUAAUGCUGAAGAUUGUUAUUUAUUUAGAGAAAAUUUAUUACUGGGACAUGUAAAAGAUAACGUACCAGAAGAAUUUAAGUUACGUCCUCUUCAUAUUGAUGACUAUAAUAAAGGUUAUCUUGAAUUACUUGGACAAUUAACGACAACUGGUGAUGUCACUGAGACAGAAUGGAUUAAAAGAUUUAAUUCCAUGAAAUCUACCAGUGAUGGUGUUCCUCAGUCAUACUAUAUUGCUGUAAUUGAAGAUUUAACAACAAAAAAAAUAGUUGGUUCCGUAACAUUAGUAAUUGAAUUCAAAUUUAUCCAUCAUGCAGGAUGUCGUGGGAGAAUCGAAGAUGUCGUAACAGACAAAAAUUAUCGGGGACGUCGUAUAUCACAUAUAUUGAAUAGAACAUUAGUUUCACUGGCUAAAGAGUUGGGUGUUUAUAAGCUUAGCUUAGAAUGCAAGGAUUCAUUAAUAGGGUUUUAUGGAAAUUUUGGUUUUAAGAAAGAUGAGGGGAACAAUUUUCUUGUUCAAAGAUUUGAUCGUUCUAAAUUAUAA
This is a messenger RNA of Strongyloides ratti, 558 nucleotides long. Its product is annotated as Glucosamine 6-phosphate N-acetyltransferase. The transcript has 2 exons. Gene Ontology annotation, molecular function: monosaccharide binding; glucosamine 6-phosphate N-acetyltransferase activity. Gene Ontology annotation, cellular component: endoplasmic reticulum; Golgi apparatus; endoplasmic reticulum-Golgi intermediate compartment. The record is from RefSeq and is a predicted model, not a curated record. The coding region runs from base 1 to 558 and encodes 185 amino acids. Gene Ontology annotation, biological process: UDP-N-acetylglucosamine biosynthetic process. Lineage: Eukaryota; Metazoa; Nematoda; Chromadorea; Rhabditida; Strongyloididae.